ACGUGCAAGGCCCAGAGCUCUGUGUGUGCUCUGAGGGGUGUCCCUGCACACCCAGGGGGGUUUGUGUGUCUGUUCACAUGUUCACGAGUGCCCGGGGUGGCCAUACCCAUACACGGGGGUGUGUGAGCACACACACGUUCUGAGGGUGUGUGCGGGCAUGCACAGCUGUGUGUGUGCACACGCGUGUGCCAGCCCCGAGGCUGCGUGUGUGCCCACGGCUACCGGUGCCCGGGGUGACCGUGGCCAUCCGGGGCUGGCGUCUGUCCCUGGCACAUCUGUGCAGAUGUGUGCGUGCGCCCGGGUGAGCUCCCACACGCGUGUUUGUGAUAACGGGGGCUCACACACGCGGCGCCCCGGGCCGAGCCGUGCCGAGCUGAUCCCGUUCCGGGAAAGCCGAGCCAACCCGAGCGGUUCCAGCCCGACCCCAGCGGUUCCGAUCGGACCCGAGAGGUUCUGCUCGGACCCCAGCGGCGCACGUGGGACCCAGCAGUGCCGCCCGGUGCCGCCCGGUGCCCUCCCGGUGCUGGCCCGGCCCGGGCCCCGCGGGGGCUGGCCGCCCGCCAAUGCUUUCUCAUAAACCACAUGCUGCCGCGGCGCUAUAAAGGGGAGCGCGGCCGCGGCGGCGGCUCAGCCCGGCCCCGCUCGGCCCCGCCGCUGCCGCCGUCUCGCCCGCUCCGCCCGGCCCCGGUCCCACGGCAGCCCCCAUGCCCCGCCUCGGAGCCAAGGUGUGCCUGCUCCGCUGCUCCCUGCUGUCGUCCCUCCUCCUCCUCCUGCUCCGCGUCCAUGAGACGGAGCAGAACAGCUACUGCGAGCAGAUCAUCACGGAGAGGCACCUAGCCGAGCUGGAGGAGCUGGCUGACACCCAGAUGCAGCACCCGGGCAGGGUCUCCUUCAAGUUCAUUGACAAGAAGCAGUUGAAUGACUCCAUCUGCUAUGUGAAAGCCGCCUUUCCCCUGAUGGGCAAGAUCCUGAAGAAAACAGAGUUCAAGGAGAACUCGUCCAAUGCCCAGAAGAUGAAGAUGGUGCGCAGCAUGUACGACAGCAUUGAUGAGAACGUGGACCCCUGCAUCAGGGAGGAGGAUGAUGAGGAGAGAAUGCUCUCACAGAUGUGCUUCAAGGAGUUCACCACGUCCCCCUACGAGAUGCUGGUGCUGGUGAAGGAUUUCUUCCAGGAAAUCAAGCGUCUGCUGCAGGACCAAAAGACUUUUGAGAAGGAUUGCAGCCGAGUCUAUCGCAGGGUGUGCCUGGUACCCAAGAAGUCUGGAUCCUCACCAGGUGUGGGGACAGAUCCUGACUGCAAUUGCCUGUCCCCUGCCCUCCCUUCUGCCACCCAGCCCUCCCUCUCUGCUGCCGCUGGCAGGGACACGGCACCCGCUAGCACCCGGGUCCCUUCCAGCCUCCUCCAUGCCACCCUCGCUGACUUAGAGGCCCCAGCUCAGCCCCCCAGUAGCACGGACGGGGGAUCAGGGACCGAGGAGGUCCUGGGCGCCGGGCUAGGUGACACAGCGCUGGCGUUGGCCCCCGGGAUGAAGCAGACAGCUCCAGGCAGCAGUGCCGAAGCCCUCCAGGAUCCGGCGGGGAUGCUGAGCCUGGCACCGGGUGACAUCCCCGUGCUCCGUGGGGAUGGAGAGCUGGUGCAGUGGGGCACCGGCCCCCUGCCGCAGGAUCCAGGCCAGCAGUGGGGAGGCUCCGUCCUCCCGGAGCAGCCCGGCGGGCUCAGGACCACCCCUCGGACAGCAUCGCCCAGCGCAGGCUCGGCGGGCGGCGCCGCCAGGAUCCGUCCCGCGGCCGCGGCCGAGCCCGUCACGCAGCUCCGCUUCUCCAGGAUGGCCCCGGAGCUGCGGGCCCCGAGCGGCCCCAGGGACAGGGCGAGGGCGUGGGGCUGGGGGCUCAGCCGGCUGCGGGACCCCGAGGAUGGCGGCGGGGCCGGGCCCAGCUUUGACUCUGGCUUUGUUCUGGGCGCAGAGCAGCGCAGGAAGGAGCCGCCCGCCAGGGAGGGCCGCCGGGAGCCCCUCAUCUACAUUACGGUGGCCAGUGUGGUGGCCGUCCUGCUGGCCACGGGAGGGCUGCUCUUCUACAAGUAUAAAUCCAGGGUCCUGGAGCGGCCGCUGGAGGAUGGAGGCUGCGACCCCGAGGAGCCGGAGAGGAGGGCGCUGCAGGGAGCAAGGGAAUGUUCAGAGCUGGAGACUCAGGAUCUCUGAGGGCCCCAGGCAGGAUGUGAAGCUGCUCGGGGGACGGAUGCGGACGGAAGGAGGGUUGGCACGCGCCGGCCUCACCGCGACCCCACCGUGACGCUGACACUCCCUCUUCCCUUGCCCCGUGCCGGUGGCCAGAGACUGCAAAAAACUCCCUGGCAGGGACAGAAGGAUGGCGGGAUGUGCCCUGAGUGGGACCCCCGGGCGCCGGGAGGCGAAGGGCUGGAACCAUGCCUGCGGCUCUGCGGGACGGCAGCGGCGGCUGGAGCGAUGCUGAGCAGGACCACGGAGGUGCUGGAUGUGGGUGAUGGACGCUGAUCCCACUUGGACGCGGCCAGAGCUGGGUGAAGACGGAUGGGAUCGGCUCCCCAAAUCCUCUGGCUCUUGUCCCAUCCCAGCAGAGUGGGUUUGGAGCAGCACCCAUCGCCCCCUUCGCCCUGCCUUUCCUGAGGCUUCAACUGGAGCAUCCUGAAUUCUGGGGGGGCCAGUCCUGAGACCCCCAGCCCUGACUUGCGACUCAAACCCUCACACUGUGAAUAUUUAAAGCCCACCCGUGCCCGUGUCCCUGCACGGGGCUGGAUUUGAGGUGACCCUUGGCACCAUCCCAGUCCCUCCCCAUCCUCCUGUCGUUAGGGCUUAUUUUUAUUUGUUAGUAGAGUGGAUGAAAGUCUUUAUCCUGCACAAAGUGCUCUGGGGGGGCCGUGUGUCCCUCCCGGGGUCCUCACCACGAGCUGGCCUCGCUGGGAUUCCAUUUCUUUGGUGACUGCGCUUUGGAGAAGGGAAUGGGGCUGGGAAGGAUGGGAUCCACGGGGGUGGAAGAGCUGGAACUGCCCCAGCUGGGCACCCUGGGGCUUCUAGGCACAGCCCCACUCCCGCCUUUGGGAAGAGCCUGGUUUGGGAUGCACCAGCCCUGGAGAUGCCCCAAAACCCAACGGCUCCCUCCAGCCCCGGGUGAAGCGUGGCCCACGCUGCUCUGGGAGUUUCAAGCAUUAUUUUUAUAUGAAGGAUGAAAAUAUGGACAAACCCAACUGUUUUUAAAGAAAGCAUCACUAUUAAUUUGGGGUUAUAUAUAUAUAUAUAUAUAUAUAUAUAUAUAUAUAUAUGUGUGUGUGUGCGUGUGUAUUUAUGACUGGCAGAAGGAGGGGGUUCCUGGGCAAGGGACUGGUGUAAAUCAGGAUAAAAGCCCUGAUGCAGCAGGAAGUCUGGGGCCAAACUCCUGGUGGUGUAAGUCACCAGUUUACACUGUGGAGGAGCUGCUCCUGGGGGAGAAAACUUGCCUUUACCCAUGUUGGAUUUAUUUUGCCUUUUUUUUUUGUUGUUGUUGUUGUUUGGUUGGGGCUUUUUGUUGGUUUUGGGAUGGGUUUGGUUUUUUUAUACAAUGAAAUCCUGAAAUAUUUUAUACAAAGGCAUUUAA
Molecule: messenger RNA, 3609 nt
Organism: Motacilla alba alba
Lineage: Eukaryota; Metazoa; Chordata; Aves; Passeriformes; Motacillidae
Gene: CSF1
Product: colony stimulating factor 1
Exons: 9
Coding region: 705-2201 (498 amino acids)
Biological process (GO): positive regulation of macrophage differentiation; osteoclast differentiation
Cellular component (GO): membrane
Molecular function (GO): growth factor activity; cytokine activity
Source: RefSeq, a predicted model, not a curated record